Molecule: messenger RNA, 1484 nt
Organism: Trifolium pratense (red clover)
Lineage: Eukaryota; Viridiplantae; Streptophyta; Magnoliopsida; Fabales; Fabaceae
Product: B3 domain-containing protein REM16-like
Exons: 4
Coding region: 39-1223 (394 amino acids)
Molecular function (GO): DNA binding
Source: RefSeq, a predicted model, not a curated record
AGCUUGCACCUUUCAACUUCACUGCUUCAUUGCUUCAAAUGGUAGGGGUUCGAGGACAACCGACCUAUGGUGGAAGCAAAUCAUGGGAGGAAGACAUUUACUGGACCCAUUUCCAGUUCAUCCAUUUCACACAAUUUCUCCGCAAUGAUUUUCAUCAACAACUUGCACUUCCCAAAGCAUUUUCAAACAAUGUAAAGAAGAAGUUGCCAGAAAAUGUAACCCUUAGAGGUCCUAGUGGAGUUGUGUGGAAUGUAGGGCUGACUACUAGAGACGAUACCUUGUACUUCACGAACGGUUGGCAACAAUUCGUGAAAGAUCACUCUUUGAAAGAGAAUGAUUUCCUUGUCUUUAAAUACAAGGGUGAAUCACAUUUUGAGGUUUUAAUCUUUGAUGGAGAAAGCUUAUGUGAGAAAACAGCUUCUUAUUUUGUCGGAAAAUGUGGACAUGCUCAAACUGAACAAGGGGGUAGCAAGGCAAAGGACACAAACACAUGUGCUGAAGAAGUCAUUAAUACUGCUUCGAAUGGUGGUGUAGAAACGUUAUCAGGUGUACUUUUUGGAACUACCAAUGGAAAGACUGGUAAUGCUGGUGUCGAACCUGUUUCCCCUGAGAAAUUAACGGCUGAUGCACUCACUAAGACCACACCUAUACAGGUUCCAUUCCAACCAACUGGUAAAAGGACUGAGAAGCCUGUUAAUGAAGUUAUGCCUGUCCAGACUAAGAAGCGAGGAAGACCACCAAAAGCGGGUAAUUCUUUUGAGAGAGCACAUGAUUUGGUGGCUUGUAACAAGCAACACUCAGCAGCAGCUAUCCUGAAUAGAAGUGGGAAUGAAGACGAGGAGGAAAAGAUAGCCCAACCAUUUACCUCCUCUUUUCCAUAUCUUGUUAAAAUAAUCAGAACGUGCAAUGUCAUUAGUUCACGUACUCUGAGAAUCCCAUAUCAGUUCGGUGCUGAACAUUUCCCUGCCAGGAGAACAGAAGUUAAGCUUCGCAAUUCAAGAGGCGAAUGUUGGACUGUGAACUCCAUCCCAGAUGGUAAAGGAAGAGGAGCUCACACCUUUUGUGGGGGAUGGAUGGCCUUUGUUCGUGAUAAUGACUUAAAAGUUGGCGACGCGUGCAUUUUUGAGCUAGUUUCUAAUUAUGUGAUGCAGGUUUAUAUAUCUGGUGUUGGAAAGGAAGGUUUUGAUCAUCAAAAUGGGCAUGCUAAACUUAAUAGCGUAUAGCUAGCGACACUUUAACCUAACUGCUAACGUUCUUGUUUGUUAGACAGAUAAAUCAAUCUUCGAUGAAGCUUUUUUGUGGUAAGAGUUAGAAAAGACUAUGCAUUUGCGCAUGUCAGUAAAUUGAUGCUGUCUCGUCAGCAAAUAUAUGUCACCAUUCAUAUCCGGAUUAGUUUUAUCAUCACUAAUCAAGAUCAUAGGAUGUAGGCACUGCUUUUUGUGGAUUUGUGAUUGUCUAUAACAUUCAAUAUGCUCGUGAAAUUG